Salarias fasciatus (jewelled blenny) is the source of this 1704-nucleotide messenger RNA. RefSeq names its product spindlin-Z. Gene Ontology annotation, biological process: gamete generation. Bases 114 to 833 code for a protein of 239 amino acids. The transcript has 5 exons. The record is from RefSeq and is a predicted model, not a curated record. Lineage: Eukaryota; Metazoa; Chordata; Actinopteri; Blenniiformes; Blenniidae.
GUUGUAGUCCACAGCUGGUUCGGUUCCGUGAGUCCACAGUAGAGGCGGAAUCUGCUCUGCAAAGACAAACAGAUGUGAAAUUAUUGAUCAGGGUUUUGUGAAUUUAUGGAAACAUGUCGAAGAAACGGGGCAGGAAGCGCAGCAGUGGAGAGUUGAGCGAGAGCUCGGCGUCCACCCUGAGCCCGGAUCCGGACAACCUGCUGGGCCGGCGGAUCCAGCACACCUGGAGGGAGAAGGGCAACGUGACCAAGUGGAAGGGCACGGUGCUGGAGCGGCUCAGCGUCAACAGCUCGCUCUACAUGGUGAAGUACGACGGCUUCGACUGCGUCUACGGCAUCGAGCUCUUCAAGGACAGCCGGGUGUCCAACCUGCAGGCGCUCACCGAGAAAGUCGUGAACAACAAGAUCAAGGUUCCGCCGGGGGCCGAGGAGCUGGUGGGCCGGGCGGUGGAGCACCUGUUCGAGAAGGAGGACGGCGAGAAGAACGAGUGGCGAGGCAUGGUGCUGUCCCGGGCCCCCAUCAUGACCCACUGGUACUACAUCACCUACGAGAAGGACCCCGUCCUCUACAUGUACCAGCUGUGGGACGACUACAAGGACGGGGACCUGCGCGUCCUGCCAGAGUCAGAGAACAAACACCUGCUGCCGGCGGACCGGAAGCCGGGCGAGGAGCCGGAGAGCCUGGUGGGGAAGCAGGUGGAGUACGUGACGGAUAACGGCCUGAAGAGGACGGGCCUGGUCAUCUACCAGGUCCCCGCCAAGCCCACGGUCUACUACAUCAAGUACGACGACGACGUCCACAUCCACGUGUACGACCUGGUGAAGACCACCUAGUACUGACUGUCCGCCGGCGGCCCCCCCGCCGCCCGUUACCUGUCAGUGUUCAGCGAUCCCAGUGUGCCGCUGCUCCGGGAGGCCGCGGAGCAGGGCAGAAGCCCCGCCCCCUUAUCUUAAUUUAAAAUGUAUGUGUCUUCAUGGUGCGGCCUCCUCGGCGUCCUCCACCCGCACGCCAGACAUGAAGCUUCCUCCUGCACAAAUUCCACGUUUAAUAUAUACCGGGGUGUAAAUAAGGCAGGUCUGAGCCCAGCAGAUGGAUGAAUGAAGCUCCCUCUCCUCUACGGUCAUGGUCCACUUGUAAAAUGCAACUCAAAACUCCAAAGUGUAACGACGGCGCCCCCCCUCCCCUCCCCCCUCCCCCCGGUGGUUCCCGGUCCUGGCUCCUCCCUCCAGACCCGUGGCUGAGCUGCUGGAACCUCGCCGACUCAUCCUCCGCCGUGCUUCGUGUGUCGCUGGCUAGGCUGCUUCGUCUGUGGACUGUACAAGUGAUCUUCAUCUGACCAGUGUGCUGACUCCCCCGUCACAGUCCGGCUGUACAGGCAUUCCGCCGCGUGGCUGUAACACACACACACACACACAUCCAUCCAUGAUACUACAGAGAAAAGCAUCCCGUUUUCUACAUUGCUCCAGUAUAGCAGAGGUGAUGUUGGUGUCCAGUUGUUUCAAACCGUGUUUGUGCUCCACUCUUAUUUAUGUCGAUGCGAUCGGCUCCCGGCGUCGUGUUUUGGAAUGAAGUGGUCGUCAUUUGCCAAAAAAACAAAAACAAAAAAGAAAAUUGGUUGGAAAACCGUUCAUCGUGACCCUAAUUGUUUUCUUCUGUAAAUAUGAGACAUUUUUAUGAACGUUAAACAAAGCUGCUUGAAAACGA